AUGGAGGCGGAGGAGGGGAAUGUUGGUAAAAAGAUAAAGAUUGGUGUAUGCGUAAUGGAAAAGAAGGUGAAAUGCGGCUCCGAGAUUUUGGAAAGACUACAAGCAUUCGGAGAAUUUGAGAUUCUGCAUUUUGGUGACAAGGUAAUUCUUGAGCAUCCAAUAGAGAGCUGGCCAAUAUGUGAUUGCUUGAUUGCCUUCCAUUCCUCUGGGUAUCCCCUUGAAAAGGUUGAAGCAUAUGCUUCAUUAAGAAAGCCUUUCCUUGUGAAUGAGUUGGAGCCACAGCAUCUUCUUCAUGAUCGAAGGAAAGUAUAUGAGCGUCUUGAAAUGUUUGGAAUACAUGUUCCAAGAUAUGCCCUCAUAAAUAGAGAAGUUCCAUAUCAAGAGUUGGAUUAUUUUGUUGAGGAAGAAGAUUUUGUUGAGGUUUAUGGUAAUCGUUUUUGGAAGCCUUUUGUGGAGAAGCCAGUUGAAGGUGAUGACCACAGUAUAAUGAUAUAUUACCCUAGUUCAGCUGGUGGUGGCAUGAAAGAGUUAUUCCGGAAGGUUGGUAAUCGGUCUAGUGAGUUCCAUCCAGAGGUUAGAAGAGUUAGACGAGAAGGCUCCUAUAUAUAUGAGGAAUUUAUGCCAACAGGGGGAACAGAUGUGAAGGUUACUGUAUCAGCAUUGUUGAAAAAUUACUGGCCAAACUCUGUUAGCAGUUACAGUCAUGCUAUGGUGUAUACAGUUGGCCCAGAGUAUGCACAUGCAGAGGCAAGGAAGUCUCCUGUUGUUGAUGGGGUUGUUAUGAGAAAUCCUGAUGGCAAAGAAGUCAGGUAUCCAGUUCUGCUUACUCCUACUGAGAAGCAGAUGGCAAGAGAAGUUUGCAUUGCGUUUAGGCAAGCAGUUUGUGGGUUUGAUCUCUUGCGUUGUGAGGGGCGUUCAUAUGUCUGUGACGUGAAUGGAUGGAGUUUUGUAAAGAACUCCUACAAGUAUUAUGAUGAUGCCGCUUGUGUUUUGAGGAAGAUGUUUCUAGAUGCAAAAGCUCCCCAUCUUUCAUCCACAAUUCCACCAAUUUUGCCAUGGAAGGUCAAUGAACCAGUUCAACCUUCUGAGGGACUAACACGUCAGGGAAGUGGGAUUAUAGACACAUCUGGGCAGUCCGAGGAGCUACGCUGUGUAAUUGCUAUUAUUCGUCAUGGUGAUAGAACUCCCAAACAGAAAGUGAAGUUGAAGGUUACUGAGGAAAAGCUGUUAAAUUUGAUGCUGAAAUACAAUGGGGGGAGACCUAGAUCCGAGACAAAACUCAAAAGUGCAGUACAGUUGCAAGAUUUGUUAGAUGCCACACGAAUUCUAGUACCGCGUGCUAGAACUGGUCGGGAAAGUGAUAGUGAAGCAGAAGACAUUGAGCAUGCUGAAAAACUUCGUCAAGUUAAAGCAGUUCUUGAGGAGGGGGGACAUUUCUCUGGCAUAUAUCGGAAGGUUCAACUCAAGCCAUUAAAGUGGGUCAAAGUUGGAAAAAGUAACGGUGAAGGUGAAGAAGAACGACCUGUUGAAGCCCUAAUGGUUCUUAAAUAUGGUGGUGUUCUUACGCAUGCUGGCAGAAAGCAGGCUGAAGAACUGGGCAGAUAUUUUCGAAACAAUAUGUAUCCAGGCGAAGGUACCGGCCUGCUUCGCCUCCACAGCACAUAUCGUCAUGAUCUUAAAAUAUACAGCUCGGAUGAGGGUCGCGUACAGAUGUCUGCAGCUGCAUUUGCCAAGGGCCUCCUGGAUUUGGAAGGACAAUUAACACCAAUCCUGGUUUCACUGGUUAGCAAGGACUCUUCUAUGUUGGAUGGACUUGACAAUGCCAGUAUUGAGAUGGAAGAAGCAAAGGCUAGGUUGAGUGAGAUAAUAGUUUCUGGAGCAAAGUUAUUUAGCAACAGACCAUCUGGAAAACCUUGGAUGGUCGAUGGGGCUGGACUUGCGUCAAAUGCUUCUGAUCUUCUACAAAAAUUGGUCAAAUUGACUAAGAAGGUUACUGAACAAGUGAAACUGCUUGCUAAGGAUGAGUAUGAGCAACUUGCAGAGACAGGCUCAUAUAAUGUAAUUCUUCCAUAUGAUCAAGCAAAGGCACUUGGGAAGACAAAUAUCGAUGUAGAUCGUAUUGCUGCCGGAUUACCUUGUGGUAGUGAGGGAUUCCUUCUGAUGUAUGCUCGGUGGAGAAAACUUGAGAGGGACUUGUAUAAUGAAAGGAAAGAACGUUUUGACAUAACACAAAUUCCAGAUGUUUAUGACUCAUGCAAAUAUGAUCUCUUGCACAAUGCACAUCUUAAUCUAGAAGGGUUGGAUGAACUCUUCAAAGUUGCUCAGUUACUUGCAGAUGGUGUUAUACCGAAUGAGUAUGGGAUCAAUCCAAAGCAGAAGCUAAAGAUUGGCUCAAAGAUUGCUCGCCGUUUGUUGGGCAAAAUUUUGAUUGAUCUGAGAAAUACUCAGGAAGAAGCAAUUAGUGUUGCCGAAUUAAAGGGUAAUCAAGACCAACACUCAACGUUCACCAAAACUGGGACAGAGGAUACAGAUUAUCAGUCAAAGACUGUCACUAAGAAUGAAGAUGCAAGUGAAAAAUCAAUGGAUCAGGAUGAUGAUGAUGAUAAGGAGACCAAAUACCGCUUGGAUCCAAAGUAUGCUAAUGUGAAGACACCAGAACGACAUGUCCGGACGCGCCUUUACUUUACAUCAGAAUCACAUAUACAUUCCAUGAUGAAUGUCCUCCGUUACUGCAACUUGGAUGAAUCUCUUCAAGGGGAGGCUAGCCUUGUUUGUGAUAAUUCUCUGGAGCGCUUGUUCAGAACCAAGGAGCUUGACUACAUGAGUGGUAUUGUGUUGAGGAUGUUUGAGAACAUAGAGGUGGCUUUAGAAGAUCCAAAAAGGUUCCGCGUAGAGAUGACUUUUAGUCGUGGUGCAGAUUUGUCCCCGUUGGAGAAGAACGACAGUGAGGCUGCUUCAUUGCAUCAGGAGCACACAUUACCGAUAAUGGGUCCAGAGAGGCUGCAAGAAGUGGGGUCAUAUCUAACAUUAGAGAAGAUGGAGAAGAUGAUUCGCCCAUUUGCCAUGCCAGCAGAAGAUUUCCCCCCACCAUCAAUCCCCCAGGGAUUCUCAGGCUACUUCUCCAAAAGUGCAGCAGUGUUGGAACGCCUGGUAAAUCUUUGGCCCUUCAACAAACAUGGAGCUGCUAAUGGGAAGUAAUAAGUAACUUCACCUUUUUCUCUUCCUUUUUUGUCUUUUUUUUUUGCUUUUUGUGGCAUUCAUAUCCUCGGCUGCUUGGACAAAGCAAAAUGAGUUUUGAGGUUCUCUCAAGGAAUUUUGGAACAAUUAACAAACUUAAUUAGGAUGAACAAAAAGAAAUUGAGUGUUGAGGUCGCUUGGAGGAAUUUUGGGACACAUAGCAAAUCUUAACAAUAGGUAAAUCUGGAGGAGAGCCAUCCUGAUGAUGAUGCUUUAACUCCAGAAAAUCUUAACGCCAACCUCUUUUAGCAUUCAUUAGAAAGUGACCCUAAGACACUUUCAAUUGUCCAAUGUUCCAGAUCGCUGUUGCUAUUAAUACAACUAGUUUCUAUUUGAUAAUGCACGGAC
Messenger RNA from Ilex paraguariensis (yerba mate), 3585 nucleotides. Lineage: Eukaryota; Viridiplantae; Streptophyta; Magnoliopsida; Aquifoliales; Aquifoliaceae. The record is from the annotation of a GenBank genome assembly.